Cavenderia fasciculata is the source of this 888-nucleotide messenger RNA. RefSeq lists its product as uncharacterized. The transcript has a single exon. The record is from RefSeq and is a predicted model, not a curated record. Bases 1 to 888 code for a protein of 295 amino acids. NCBI's taxonomy places the organism in Eukaryota, Evosea, Eumycetozoa, Acytosteliales, Cavenderiaceae.
AUGGAUGAUGGUAACUUAGAAAAUGACUAUGGUCAAUAUACAACAUAUAAUAACAGUAAUAGUAUUAAUAAUAAUCAGAAUAAUACUACGAAUAUUAAUACUAAUAAUAAUAAUAAUAAUAAUAAUAAUAAUAAUAAUAAUAACAGUAAUAGUAAUAAUAAUAAUAUGAGCAAUAAUAAUUUUUACCAAUACUUUGAUUAUAAAGAAGAAGAAAUUAAAUCCACCAAGGUGGUCCAUAAAGAUACCAAAAGACCUCGUCGUCAAUCCAAUACUGGUCAGCCCAAGAAAAAAUCAAAACCCUCUUCUACUACCACCAACAAGAAACAAGAGGCAUUUGGCACCAACAAGAAACAAAAGACCUCCUCCAAGAUUGUCGAUGUUUCAGAUGAAUAUGACCAAGAGAAUAAUAGAAAAGAAUACGAUGAUGAUGAUGAUGAUGAUGAUGAAGACAUCUUUGGAGAAGAUUAUAUUAAUCAAGUCAAAUAUUUGGAAGAACGCAAAGAGGAAGAAUAUGAACAUUUGGAUCGCCAACAGCAGCAAAUUAAUGAAGAGACAAUUACUACCACCACCACAACAACCACUACUACCACAACUACACAACAACCAUUGAUGAUUUCCAGCACCGACACAGAUAUGGUAUAUUCUGAUACAGGUUCCGAAUGGAGAGACUCUGAAUAUGGUGAUGACCCACCACCCAUGUCUCCUGCCGCUCUAUUGGCAAUCACCCCUGUUCGUAAUAUUGAACAGUUUGAAUACGAGUACAAUGAAGAAGAAGAAAAGUGUACUGGAAUUUUCUUGGCUGGAAGGGCGGACAAUAUGAUUCCCCAAGAUGAUGGCUCUUCCGAUAAUUCUCAGAAUAUAUUCUUUAAAUGGUUUUAUUUCCCUUGA